CCUUUCUACAAGUAGCUGAAGAGCCCAGAGCCAGAGCAGGCCAGCAGGGAAGGAAAAGGCAGGAAAGCGAAAGAAAUAAUACAGGAUGAGGGGUCACCGGCAGGUGUUUCCUUCUCUAUUCUUUUCCCUUCUCUUCCUCAUGCUUCCAAUGAAAGAAAUCUCAACCUCGCCUCUCUCGGUUAGAGCCCAACCAGCUAUGGUCUCUGGUGGGCACCACAGUGGACACACCUGUCUCGGGUGUGUGCUUGUGGUAUCAGUCAUUGAACAGCUUGCAAUGUUUCACAACAGUACUGCAAAAGAAGCAUUAGAAAGACUCUGCAACUAUCUACCUGAAAUACUGAACUUGCAAGGCCUCUGUUAUUUGGUAGUUGAAAUGUUUGGACCAGAUAUAAUUAAACUGUUAAAGGAUAAAGUAAAUGCUGAUGUGGUAUGUCAUGCCAUUAAGCUGUGUAACCAGAAUGCAGGACAACCAUUUUGUCACUUGUACCCUCCUCCUGAGAUGGGACUGAACAAAGCUGUAAGGGAAGCAAGCAGGAUUGUCAAGAAUUCCAAAGUUCUGAAAAAUAUAGCCGGUUUUACAAGUAUAUGUGCAUUUCCCCCUCUGGUCAAGCUGUGUGAGAAGAUUAAAUACAUCAUAAAAAAUAAGUUACCUUAUGAAGACCUUGAUGGAGAUAAAUUUAGUGCUUUCCCAACCUUAAGGGGAUAUCACUGGAGAGGCAGAGACUGCAAUGAAGGAACAACAACAGUGUAUCCUGGUAGACGCCCUGAUAAUUGGGAUGUGGAAAGGGAUUCUAACUGUAAUGGUAUAUGGGGUGUAGAUCCAAAAGAUGGAAUUCCAUAUGAGAAAAAAUUCUGUGAAGAUGCGGAGUCCAAGGGGAUCAUUUUGUUGGGAGAUUCAGCCGGAGCUCACUUUCACAUCCCUCCUGAAUGGAUGACAGCAGCACAGAUGUCUCUGAAAUCAUUUUCUAAUCUCCCAGUGGCUCUUACCAAUGAGUUUGACUGGCCCCAUUUCUCAGGGAUCACUGGAUUUCUGAACUCCACAAUUGGAGGCUGGACAGACUCCCUGUAUCUACGUUUGCACAGAAGAAACCGCUGCAAUCACAGAGACUUCCAGAAUAUUUCCAAAAAUGGUGGUUCUUCAGAAAAUCUUCUGGAUUUAAUUAAAAGCUUGGCUAGGAAUCAGCUAUUGGACAAUCCAGCCAUUGUUAUCUAUGCUUCAAUUGGGAAUGAUGUCUGCAAUGGGAAACCUGACACGGUGGCUCACAUGACCACACCCCAACAAAUGCACUCCAAUGUCAUAAAGACACUGCAGUAUCUAAACUCUCAGCUUCCAAAAGGCAGCCACGUGAUUUUAACAGGCUUGGCAGAUGGUCGUUUUCUGUGGGAUCAGUUACAUAGCAGAUACCAUCCUCUUGGUCAGCUAAAUAAAGAUGUUACAUAUGAACAAGUGUAUUCAUUCCUAAGUUGUCUUCAGAUCAGUCCCUGCAAUGGGUGGAUGUCUUCGAAUGAAACUCUCAGGAACCUGACCUCAGAGAGAGCUUUACAGCUUUCCAAUGUCCUGAAAGAAAUAACAACAUCUGAGACGUUUGCCAAUUUUGAUCUUUUCUACAUGGAUUUCCCAUUGGAAAAAAUUGCUGAUGAGUGGCACAAACUAGGAGGAGAAAGCUGGCAGCUGAUAGAACCUGUUGAUGGAUUCCAUCCUAAUCAGAUUUCAGCAGCCCUUGGGGCAAGCGUUAUCUGGCAGAAGGUGCUAAGAGAAUGGCCGCACGUGCUUGGAAAGGAGAAUCCAUUCAAUAAGCAGAUUGAAGAUGUUUUCAAAGAUCAAGGAGGACACUGAGAUCAACAUAGCCUGAGCCAUGCAGAACUGCUUAUACUUACUAAUGACUUAUAAGUUGGAAAAAAAAGGAAAGAAAGCCUCUUUGCCCCUUUUUAGCAGGAAAGAGAGCCAGUAACUGUACAGAGGAGGUUACAGACUUCUUUCCAGAAAGGCUACGUCUAGACUGGCAUGAUUUUCCGGAAA
Molecule: messenger RNA, 2020 nt
Organism: Pelodiscus sinensis (Chinese soft-shelled turtle)
Lineage: Eukaryota; Metazoa; Chordata; Testudines; Trionychidae
Source: RefSeq, a predicted model, not a curated record